CUGAGUGGGAGGCGCCGCGAUUGGUGGUCGUCGUUCGAAACCGAAAAGUCCCGUUUGCUGUGACGGUCAUUCGGACGUGACAUCGGCGAAGUGAGAGCCGUUUCCGCAUUCCCGUCGUGAGCUUGACUGUUGACAAUCGGGGAGCGUUUCCCCGGGAGCCCAGCCGAGAGCAACGCACCACCCGCCGGGCGCAGCCAUAGUGGAAGACCAUGUGCCAUUUGUGGUUUAAUACAAGUGACCUGUCCACGGACAAAGACUAAGGAAGAACCCGUGUGAAGUGAAUCGACAUGGCCAUGUUCAAGCCCGAGAAUGUGGAGGACUUCUAUGAGAUCGGGGAGGUGCUGGGGAGCGGCCAUUUUGGUGAAGUCCGUCGGCUCCGAGAGCUGGCCACGGGAACGUACUGGGCGGGCAAGUUCGUGAAGCUACGCAAGACAUCGUGCAGCCUUCUGGGCCUGGAACGGAGCCGCGUGGAGCAGGAAGUGGAGGUGAUCCAGGCCCUGCGGCACCCCAACAUCAUCGCCCUGAAGGAUGUCUUUGAGAGUCGCGCGGAGGUGGUGCUCAUCCUGGAGAUCGUGAGCGGCGGCGAGCUGUUUGACUUCAUCGCCGAGAAGGAGAUCCUGAUGGAGGACGAUGCCAUCGAGUUCAUGAAGCAGAUCCUGGACGGGCUGGGCUUCAUGCACGGCAAGAACAUCUGCCACUUCGACCUGAAGCCAGAAAACAUCAUGUUGUCGGACAAAGGAUCGCCCCAUCCCAACAUCAAACUCAUCGACUUUGGCCUCGCCCACCAAUUUCUACCUGGGGAGGAGUACAAGAGCACCAGUGGCACCCCUCAGUACAUCGCCCCGGAGGUGAUCAAUGGCGAAGCCCUGGCCACGGCCACCGAUAUGUGGAGUAUCGGCGUCAUUACAUACAUCCUAUUGAGUGGCAUGUCGCCCUUCCAGGGCAACACGGAUGAAGACACGCUGAGGAACGUCCUGGCCCUGGCCUACGAGUUUGACCCGCAGUGCUUCAGCACCACGAGCUGCACAGCCAAAGACUUCAUCCAGAAACUCCUGGUCAAGAAUCCCAAUGACAGACUGACAGCCAAGGAGUGUCUUCUUCACCCGUGGAUCAAGCCCCUGACGCGCCAACAAAAAGCUACCAGGAAUCGAUCGUCCAUCAACAUGAAGAACUUCAAAAAGUUCAACGCCAGAAGGAAGUGGAAGAUGUCCUACAACAUGGUUAGGAUCUGCAACCGCCUGGUUCGUUUAAAACUCUUGUGUCGAGGCAGCUCAGAUGCACCCGAGAGACAAUGUGAAAGCGACGCAGAGGACACAGAGAGCAAACCUGCGUCGUUGCUACGAAGACGUCUCAGUAGCAAUUCCUAGAGCCGGCCACCAGCGGGCACCGGCGAGCGGUCAAACUAAGGACGGACUGUUUUUAUUUGGCCACGUGCAGCAUUCUCACUCGGGAUGUAGCAUAAGAUCGAUCAUGGAAAGUGUUUAAGCAUUGAUUCCGCAUCCUUGACCCCCAUGUACAAGUAUGCAUGCAAAUACACGACCCCAUUAUUUUCCUAUAAUGUCAUGGGAAAUGGUAGCC
Hippocampus zosterae (dwarf seahorse) is the source of this 1578-nucleotide messenger RNA. RefSeq names its product death-associated protein kinase 2. The transcript has 12 exons. Gene Ontology annotation, molecular function: ATP binding; protein serine/threonine kinase activity. Gene Ontology annotation, cellular component: cytoplasm; nucleus. The record is from RefSeq and is a predicted model, not a curated record. Gene Ontology annotation, biological process: intracellular signal transduction; protein phosphorylation; positive regulation of apoptotic process. NCBI's taxonomy places the organism in Eukaryota, Metazoa, Chordata, Actinopteri, Syngnathiformes, Syngnathidae. Bases 288 to 1367 code for a protein of 359 amino acids.